AUGGUCCACCCCUCGGCAAAACGCCGCAAGGUCGCGACCAAAGUCGAAGAAAUCAACUUUGAUACAGACGCCCGCCAGGAAUACCUCACAGGGUUCCGCAAACGAAAGCUUCAGAGACAGCGCAAUGCGCAGGAGGUCGCCGAGCGCAAAGCCAAAGAAAUCAAGCGAGACGAGAGGAGAAGGAUUCGCGAGCAACGAGCGGAAGACUACCAGCGCGCGUUUGAAGAACAUCGACGACAACUGAAGCGGUUGAAGGAGGAGGAGGAUGGCGAUGGAUCCGGUUCUGCGAACGACGACGACGACGAUGAGGAGGGAGAGGAGUGGGGUGGGAUUGAGGAGCCGCCUCCGGUGGAUUAUGAGGCGGAGUAUAUCGAUGAAGAUAAAUAUACUACGGUAACGGUGGAGGAGAUGGAUCCGUCACGGGAAGGUCUACUUAAUUACCAUGGGGAAGAUCGCUCAGAUGAGGAGAAAGAGGGCGGCGAUGCGCGGGCGACGAAAACCGAGGAGGCACCCGAACCGGCGAAGAAGAAGAAGGCGCAGGAUAAACCUAAGAAGAAGAAGAAGAAGUUUAGGUAUGAGAGUAAGGAGGAUCGCAGGCUUACUCGGACGAAGCAGCGGUUAUCGAACCAGAAGAAGGCCAAGGCGCGGCGCGAGCAAUAA
Molecule: messenger RNA, 660 nt
Organism: Aspergillus campestris IBT 28561
Lineage: Eukaryota; Fungi; Ascomycota; Eurotiomycetes; Eurotiales; Aspergillaceae
Product: rRNA-processing protein RRP17
Exons: 2
Coding region: 1-660 (219 amino acids)
Cellular component (GO): nucleolus
Molecular function (GO): RNA binding
Source: RefSeq, a predicted model, not a curated record